Homo sapiens (human) is the source of this 5970-nucleotide messenger RNA. It is a transcript of the gene PTGIS, whose product is annotated as prostaglandin I2 synthase. Gene Ontology annotation, molecular function: iron ion binding; oxidoreductase activity, acting on paired donors, with incorporation or reduction of molecular oxygen; monooxygenase activity. The transcript has 6 exons. Gene Ontology annotation, cellular component: endoplasmic reticulum membrane; nucleus; cytoplasm. The record is from RefSeq and is a predicted model, not a curated record. NCBI's taxonomy places the organism in Eukaryota, Metazoa, Chordata, Mammalia, Primates, Hominidae. The coding region runs from base 22 to 780 and encodes 252 amino acids. Gene Ontology annotation, biological process: prostaglandin biosynthetic process; monocarboxylic acid biosynthetic process; cyclooxygenase pathway.
GCCAGCCCCGCCAGCCCCGCGAUGGCUUGGGCCGCGCUCCUCGGCCUCCUGGCCGCACUGUUGCUGCUGCUGCUACUGAGCCGCCGCCGCACGCGGCGACCUGGUGAGCCUCCCCUGGACCUGGGCAGCAUCCCCUGGUUGGGGUAUGCCUUGGACUUUGGAAAAGAUGCUGCCAGCUUCCUCACGAGGAUGAAGGAGAAGCACGGUGACAUCUUUACUAUACUGGUUGGGGGCAGGUAUGUCACCGUUCUCCUGGACCCACACUCCUACGACGCGGUGGUGUGGGAGCCUCGCACCAGGCUCGACUUCCAUGCCUAUGCCAUCUUCCUCAUGGAGAGGAUUUUUGAUGUGCAGCUUCCACAUUACAGCCCCAGUGAUGAAAAGGCCAGGAUGAAACUGACUCUUCUCCACAGAGAGCUCCAGGCACUCACAGAAGCCAUGUAUACCAACCUCCAUGCAGUGCUGUUGGGCGAUGCUACAGAAGCAGGCAGUGGCUGGCACGAGAUGGGUCUCCUCGACUUCUCCUACAGCUUCCUGCUCAGAGCCGGCUACCUGACUCUUUACGGAAUUGAGGCGCUGCCACGCACCCAUGAAAGCCAGGCCCAGGACCGCGUCCACUCAGCUGAUGUCUUCCACACCUUUCGCCAGCUCGACCGGCUGCUCCCCAAACUGGCCCGUGGCUCCCUGUCAGUGGGCUGGAAUGCAAUGGUGCAAUCUUGGCUCACCACAACCUCCGCCCCCCAGAUUCAAGCGAUUCUCCUGCCUCAGCCUCCUGAGUAGCUGGGAUUACAGGCAUGCACCACCACACCCAGCUAAUUUUGUAUUUUUAGUAGAGACAGGGUUUCUCUGUGUUGGUCAUACUGGACUCGAACUCCCGACCUCAGGUGAUCCGCCCACGUCGGCCUUCCAAAGUGCUGGGAUUACAGGCGUGAGCCACCAUGCCUGGCCUGAUAAAGUUUAAUUUAUAAAUGAGGCACAGUAAGAGAUUAACAACAUAAUAAAAUGAAACCAAUUAUAACGAUAUACUGUAAUGAAAACAAAAUAAGGGUUACCUGAACACAAGUACUACCAUACCAUGACAGUUGACGUGAUAACUGAGACAGUGGCUCCCAAGUGACUAAUGGGCAGGUGUGGUCUACAGUGUGGAUACACCGGACAGAGGGAUGAUUCACCCCCCAGGCAAGAUGGAGCAGGAUGGCACAAGAGUUCAUCAUGCUACUCAGAAUGGUGUGCGAUUUCAAACUUAGGGAGUUUUUCAUUUAAUAUUCUUGGACCAUGGUUGACUAUGGGUGAUGGAAACCUUGGAAAGUGAAACUGGAUAAGACAGGACUGCUGUGUAUGUAAAUCCACGAAAGAAUGUUAUUCAGCCAUAAAAAGGGAGAAAUCCUGCCAUUUGUAACAAUAUAGAUGAACUUGGAAGACAAUAUUGUAAGUGAAAUAAGCCAGACACAGAAAAUCAAAUACCGCAUUAUGUCAUUUAUACGUGGGAGCUAAAAAAGUUGAAUUCAGAGGAACAGUAGAACAGUGGUUACCAGGGCUCAGGAGGUGGGGAAAUGGGGGUGUGUUGGUUGAGGGUAUAAACUUUGAGUUAUAAAAUGAAUAAGUUCUGGAGAUUUAAUAUACAAGUAUACAAUGUAUUGUAUACUUGAAAUUUGCUAAGAGAGUGGAUCUUAAGUAUUCUCACCAUGCAUGCACGUGUGAGUGUGCACCUAUGUAAGGUGAUGGAUAUGCUAAUUAGCUUGAUUGCAGCAAUCAUUUCACACCAUAUUUGUGUAUCAAAACAUCAUGUUGUACAACUUAAAUAAGAAUUUUCCUUUGUCAAUUAUACCUCAGCAAGGCUGGAAAAAAAUUAAGUAAUAACAGUGGUAAGUCUCCUUCCUUUUCUUGUCACAUCCCCUUCCACCAAUUCCCACUGCUCAUAAUUGAUUAGUUUUAUUAGUUUCAAAUGGAUCCUUCUAGAGUUCCUUCACACAAGUGCAAGUGAAUGUGACUAUAUUCUUAUUUUUCUUUUUUUCCACAAAUGCAUACUAAACACGUGGUUGCUGGCACUUUGCUUUGUGCUAACAAUAUAUCACAGCAAUAGAUAACUCUUGGGUAAGGUUUAGUGUGUCCUCUACACUGCUCUAAGGGAUAUACAAAUGUAAACUGAUUUGAUCCAUGAUCCAAUCACUGCUAUAUAUAUAUUUUUUUUGUUUUUGAGACAGAGUCUUGCUUGCUCUGUUGUCCAGCCUGGAGUGCAGUGGUGCAAUCUCCGCUCACUGCAACCUCUGCCUCCUGGGUUCAAGCGAUUCUCCUGCCCCAGCCUCCUGAGUAGCUGGGACUACAGGCGCCCACCACCAUGCUUGGCUAAUUUUUGUAUUUUUAUAUUUUUGUUAGAGAUGGGGUUUCACCAUGUUGGCCAGGCUGGUCUCGAACUCCUGACCUCAGGUGAUCUGCCCGUCUCGGCCUCCCCAAGUGCUGGGAUUACAGGAGUGAGCCACUGCACCCAGCCCACUGCUAUAUUUUUAUCCUGUGUUUUUUGCCAGGCAGGACAGAGCAGGAUGGCACAAGAUUUCAACACACUACUCAGAACAGCAUGUAAUUUAAAACUUAUGACUGUUUAUGUCCGGAAUUUUUCAUUUAAUAUUUUUGGACCAUGGUUGACCAUGGGUAACUGAAACCUUGGAAUUCAAAUUCUUUUGUAUUUUGAGUAUCACUCUGUCACCCAGGCUGGAGUGCAGUGGCUCCAUCUCAGCUCACUGCAACCUCCACCUCCCGGGUUCAAGUGAUUCUGCUGCCUCAGCCUCCCAAGUAACUGGGAUUACAGGUGCCUGCCACCACCCCCAGCUUAUCCUUUUUUGUAUUUUUAGUAGAGACGGGGUUUCACCAUGUUGGUCAGGCUGGCUUCAAACUCCUGAACUCAAGUGAUCUGCCCACCUUGGCCUCCCAAAGUGUUGGGAUUACAUGCGUGAGCCACUGCACCCGCCCAGAAUGCAAAUUCUUUGUUAUACAACACUAUCUUUGACUCAUUUUUGCCAAAUGACCUUCAUAUGCCUUUUAAAAAAAUUGUGGUAAAAUAAUAAAUAACAUAAAAUAUACUAUUUUAACCAUUUUAAUUGUAUAAUUCAGUGGCAGUAAAUACAUUCACAAUGUUGUAUAACCAUGCCGUUAUCUAUUUCCAGAAACUUUUCAUGAUUCUAAACAAAAGCUUUGUGCCCAUUAAACAAUAAUUCCCCACCUGCCUUUCCUCCCAGCCCGACAUAUCUUCUAUUCUACUUUCUGUCUCUUCUAUUCUACUUUCUAUUCUACUUUCUGUCGAAUAGUAUACUUCUAUUGUACUUUCUGUCUCUGAAUUUCCUGUUCUAGGAUUCUCAUUAUAUGAGAUUUUGGAGACAGAGUCUCUGUCGCCCAGGCUGGAGUGCAGUGUCGCCAUCUCAGCUCACUACAAUCUCCGCCUCCCGGGUUCAAGCUAUUCUUGUGCCUCAGCCUCCUGAGUAGCUGGGAUUACAGGUACACACCACCAUGCCUGGCUAAUUUUUUUUUUUUUUUUUUGUAUUUUAGUAGAGACAGGGUUUCACCAUGUUGCCCAUGCUGGUUCUCUAACUCCUGAGCCCAGGAAAUCUGCCCACCUUGGCCUCCCAAGGUGCUAGGAUUGCAGGCGUGAGCCACCAUGCCUGGCAUAUGCGUCAGAAUUUCAUUCCUUUUUAAGAGUGAAUACAUUGUGUGUAUAUACUGCAUUCUAUUUAUCCAUUCACCUAUCAACCGACAUUUGGGUUGUUUCUGCCUUUUGGCUACUGUGAAUAAUGCUGCUAUGAACAUUGGUGCACGAGUAUCUGUUUGAGUCUCUGGUUUCAGUUCUUUGGGCUAUAUACCUAGAACUAGAAUUACUGGAUCAUAUGGUAAUUCUUUAACUUUCUGAGGAACUGCUAAACUCUUUUUCACAGCAACUGCAGUAUUUUACAUUCCCACCAGCAAUGCAUAAGGGUUCCAAUUUCUCCACGUCCUCACCAUCACUUAUUUCCUAUGUUUUAAAUAGUAGCCAUCCUCAUGGUUGUGAAUGGUAUCACACUGUGGUUUUUACAUGCAUUUUCUAAUGACUAAUGGUGUUGAGCAUUGUUUCAUGUGUUUAUCAGCCAUUUGUAUCUCUUCUUUGGAGAAAUAUCUAUUCAAGUCCUUUGCCAAUUUUCAAAUCAGGUUGUUUGUUUUUUAUUGUUGUUGAGUCGUAGGAGUUCUUUUAUAUAUUUUGGGUGUUAGACCCUUAUCAGAUAUAUUAUUUACAAAUAUUUUCUCACUUUCUGUCAGCUGUCUUUUCAUACUGCAUUACCUUUUUUGCUUAAUUAUUCAUUGAUUGUGCAAAUAUAGAGUGCCUCCUAUGUACUCAGAACUGCUGUAGGCACAGGGGAAAAGUGGAGAAUGGUCCUGCCUUGCUUUUUAAAGUCAUCUGUAAACGCCGUGUUUACAGUGAUAUUCAAGAUUGCAGUUGUGUGGUCAGACUUCAAAGAAUGCCAGUUAUUUCUAAAGCUGUGUUAAAUUUCUUUGCCUCUUUUUUUAGCCAUCCCAUCAGAUGAUGCUUAGAAGUAUCCAGAGUUGGCAUCAACUGAGGUGGUUUCAACACUGCCCGCGCCCUGCAGGCCUAAACCUCUGGAUGCCCAGUUCCCACGCACGUGAUUUUGACAUGAUCAAUCUGGGGUUGGCACCUGGGCAUCCAGAGAUUUAAGAGCUCCCAGGUAAUUCUUCAGAGAGCCUGAAAAGUGGAGAAACAUAGGAAGAUAAUGUAUUUCAGUUGAACACUUAAGCUUAUUGCUUUACAUUGAAAUGUCACCCGAAAUGGUGACAUUCAUUUCAAUGUAAAACAAUGAGCUCAAGUUGAAGUCUAAAAGUUAAACAUAUUCAGCGUAUUAUUUGAAAAUGAAGCCAACAUACUUUAAAAAAAAAACAUAGUCUACAUUUUCGACCCUUUCAAAUGCCCUGUGAGGUGCAGCCAGGUUUAGAAUCGCUGGUGGGGCGAGUCUUCCUGAAACACGGCUUGUGGUUCAGAAGAGUCAGUGAGGGAGUUUCCAAUACUUUGAAACUUCAGAGCAAUCCAAAAUGACUCUCACUUUUCCAAGGGGUGAUUUCGGAGAAAACCAAAUUUUAUAUUUUAUAUUUUUGUUUUAAACUUUAUAUUUGUGCAUAUAAAUAGCAUUACCGUGGAGCUUUAAAACAAUGUAUAUUAAGGCUCAUGUAUGGUUCAUGAAAAUAUUUUAAAAAAAAAAAAAGAAGUAGAAAAGAAAACAAUAUCUAAAUAGUGUCAUUCUUCAGUGCCCGGCUUUAUCCCCUUACCAGUCUGCCCUUGGGAACUCUCUGUGUCUGUAGGUAAAAUGUACUAACUCACUUUCACUGCUGUAUGUUUCCAGAACAUAAACACACCAUUGUCUGUUUAAUGGUGAUGCACGCUAGUGAUCUGUGGGCCAAAGUUGACCUUCAGAGAUGCUUCUGUGGUCUGCACAGUGAUUAAAAACUUUUUACUUGGAUGCUAACCUUAAAAAACAUCAGAAGGUUAUACAUAAUUGUCUGGAUUAUCAGCUUCCUUUGAAAGCACAGGCCUUCUGGCCAUGCUGGGGUGUUUCCCUCUCCUGCCGAGGGCUGGUUGGUGGGCUAAGUGCCAUGGCCCCUUUCUGGCCCGUCUCUCUUUUACUUGGCCUGCCUUCUCUGGAGUGAGUUGAGUUUGAGACUCCAGCCCAAUCUGCCAGUUAGGUUGUUGCUGAUGUCUUUCUGUGAUUGCUGCUGUGCUGAGCCUGCUCACAGUGGCCUCCUCCUCAUGCACAUGGGCUGGCAUUGCUCUGGGGUUGGACCCUGGGGAGGGAGAAUGCUGCUCAGUGUUUAGUGUUCCUUCUCCUGCUCUGGAAAGAACUACCAUUUAUUUAAUGCAUGAUAUAGUUUUGCUGUGUCCCCACCCAAAUCUCAUCUUGAACUGUAGCUCCCAUAAUUCUCAUGUGUUGUGGGAGGGAC